CUGUCUCUUUAAGAAAGUAGGCAGCCUGCUGUGGAAGCGCUGGUCAGGAACUGGCCAGGAACAGAAGCUUUGGGAAGAAGGAUUCCCAAAAAACUUUCCCUCAAAGUCUUUAACCUCACUAGUCCACGUGUUUUCCAGUUUUCCGAUGUUAAAACUACGUAUAAACAAGUGACGGUUGGCGAUGAAGUGGACAUUACCGAGGGGCCUGGAGAAAAGAAACAUGAGAGUGGGGGAAAACUUGUGGAAUGAUGCCUGAGCGACUGCAUGCCUCCCUACAAAGUUCAGCUAAGGCUUUCAGCGAUCCAUUUUACUAUUUUGCUGUUUUAUCCACCACAACACAUCACCUAAAACUAAAGGGAAGAAGCCUGCAAUGAAGGUGACGGUGACAUUUGGCCAGACGGGUGUGGUGGUGCCUUGUAAAGAGGGAUGGACUGUGAGGGACCUUAUCCAACAAGCCACCCAGAGAUACAGAAAACUGCUGGAACAGGAAGGGGAAUUCGUGGUUCGGACACACCACCUUGAAUACUGUGAUGGAGGGAUUCUGGACCCUGAUGACGUACUUAGUGAUCUCGUGGAGGACAAGGACAAGCUAAUGGCUGUAUAUGAGGAACAGGAAGCCCAGGAGAGAGAUGCAGCCAACACAAGCCCCGCUUCCAGCCAUGAUCGCUACCAGGCCGAGCUGUCGGUCUUCCAGCCAAUUACAGGAGGAGAAAUAGAAGUAAAUUCAUCAGCACUCAAGUCAAACACCCCCUUGCUGGUGAGAAGCAGCAGUGAUUCAGCUCUGGGCGCUCAGUCAGCAGAGCGUGAACCCCUCCGCACUGAAGAUACCUCUGUGAUGGCAGCAUGUCCCGUUGCCAGACCCCAAGUCCAAUAUGCUGUCAAUGACAGCCUGACCAGGACAGUGGAGAUCAUAGGAGGUGAUAGUCCUUUGGGAAUCCAUGUUGUCCCUUACUGCUCAUCUCUUAGUGGACGGUCUCUUGGUUUGUAUAUCCGUGGGGUGGAAGAAGAAAGUCGCUCAUAUAAGGAGGGCUUGUUCCAGGAGGAGGAGUGCAUCGUCAAGAUCAACAACACAAAUCUCAUGGACAAGACUUUUAGCCAAGCCCAAGAAAUCUUUCGGCAGGCUAUGCACUCCCCCGUGGUGUCUUUGGAAGUACUCCCCUCAUCCAGCCGAGAACGCUUUGAGAAGGGUUUGAUAGGUCAGCUGUUUAGCAACAAUGGUGCGCCUGACAGCAGUCCCCGAAUUCCCAAAACCAAAGAAGCACCGCCGCCUGUCAAAGCCAAACCUGUGUUUAAGCCUCCUGAGAGCGCAGUUGUAAGAGUGGCAGAGGACUCUGGCUCUCUAGAAACUGCUAGAACAAAAGGGGGGAGUGAGAGCUCACUUUCUGAAAAAAGCCCUGCCCUGUCCAGCUUAAUGGCCAAUAAGAAAUGUGGACGCAGAUUGAGAAUUGACCUUAAGAAAGGUUCAGAAGGUCUUGGAUUUACAGUGGUAACCAGAGAUUCUUCAGUCCACAGUCCUGGUCCAAUCCUUGUCAAAAACAUUCUGCCACGUGGAGCGGCUGUCAAAGACGGACGCUUGCAAUCAGGAGACCGCAUAUUAGAGGUCAACGGCGUGGACAUUACAGGUGUCGGUCAAGAAGAACUUGUGUGCAUGCUGCGCAGUACGCGCCACGGAGAGAGUGUGUGUCUUGUGGUUCUACGGCAGGAGGACAUUUUUCUGCCCCGAGAGAUGAAAGACGAGGGGCUCCCUGAGCAUGGCUUAAUUCUGGAGAAUGGAAAGGAGCAACUUAUGUUUGAGGUGCCCCUCAAUGACUCUGGCUCGGCAGGGCUGGGUGUUAGCCUUAAAGGAAACAAGUCAAGAGAGACUGGUGAGGACCUGGGAAUUUUCAUCAAAUCCAUUAUACAUGGAGGAGCUGCUUACAAGGAUGGACGUUUGCACAUCAAUGACCAGCUUGUCGCCGUGAAUGGAGAAUCACUGCUUGGCCGCUCCAAUCAUGUGGCCAUGGAGACACUCCGCAGCUCCAUGUCACAUGAGGGAAAUGUAAGAGGGACCAUCCAGCUUGUGGUUAUGAGAGUUGUGAAGGAUCAGCACAGUCUGUCGUCAAAUCGCUCAUUUGACAACUCUCCGAUCUUGUCUGGUUUGAUGAACCAAGUGAAUGGCCCCACAGGAUCAGUUUAUCAGAGUAACAAUCACAUUAACAGCACACUCCACACGUCUGAUGGGUCAUAUGCAAGUUAUGCUCCCAUGGAUGAAGAAGCAGAACAGAAUGGUCGUGGAACAGAAUUGAGAAACUCUGAUCAUCAGUAUUCCUACCUACAGGAAAGGGAAGCAUCUCCGUCCCAGUAUGACAUCCAGCUUCAAUCCCAGCAUGUCAAGGCCUCCAAGAGCAUAGACUUGGGCUCCACACCCAACCAGCUGUACACUGAUAAAAGUCAUGGUGGAUCUCCUGAUGAAAACACUGCAGCUACACCAACUCCUGCCGGACUUGGCCCCACUCUCGGUUUGAAAAAAUCCUGUUCUCUGGAAAGUCUGCAAACAGCUAUGUCUGAGGUCAACAGAAAGAAUGAACUACUCCCUUUUCACCGCCCUCGUCCAAACAUGACCAGAGGAAGAGGUUGCAACGAGAGUUUUAGGGCAGCUAUCGAUAAGUCCUACGAUGGGCCACCUGUAGAUGUUGACGAUGCAUCGGAGCCGAGCUCUGGACGGGAAACGCCAGCAAGUAGCUCUUCACGCCAAGGGUUAGGCGAUCCGGGGGAGGAGAAAACAAAAGCAGAGAAGAAAAAGAAAAUGAAAACAAAAAAAGAAAAAAACAAAGGAAAAGCAAAGGAAAAAGUGAAGAAAAAAGCAGAGGAGUCUGAGGAGACGGAAAAGAAGUCAAAGAAAAUUGGCUUUGGCCUGCUGAGAUUUGGAAAGAAAAAAGAGGACAAGAAGGAGGCCAAGACUGUUUUGCAGCGCCAGAAAUCAGACACUCUUGUUGACCUGGAAUUUGAAAGGAUGAAAGAAGAUCGUGAGAGACUUGAGGCAGGACAUCCAGAACUGCACAAUCACCUCUCCAAAGACCAAAAAGAUCAAUUUGGCAGAUCCAUAUACGAAAAUGUGGAGGACGAUGAAACGGAUCCUCACUAUGCCCGAAUACAAUCCUUUAAGGACCGUGAUAUGAUUUCACCACCUCCGCCACUGCUUCAGUCUUCCCCGCAUAAUACAGUCCAGCAUAGCCAUAUCAGGACACCGUCUCCCCAGGCCGCAGUAACCUUUUCUGGGCAAGCCAAUCGGAGUUAUGACCCGGGAGCUGUACCUGAAGACCAGUUUGAUAGGCUGUAUGCAAAGGUCAAUAAACCCAAAGGAGCUGGGACGACCUCCGCUCCGGUAUCUGCUUCAUCCAAUGACAGCAAUAUGGACCGCAUCCAGCAGCUGAGAAAAGAAUAUCAACUGGCAAAAAGAGAGGGAAUGGUGCCCACAUAUGAAGAACUGGAACCUCGACGACUAGGGCAUGAAAAGGACAGGGUGGAAUCAGCAACAUUCGUCACCAGCAUGACCCCACUGAUUCCAAGCAGAGGGAAAGAUCAUCGAAUGGCACCACAAUACGAUGAUGUGGAGCGUCAGUAUGCCUCCUUACCAAGACGAGGUCCAUUGGAUCCAGCUGAGUACACCAUGCAUCCCUGGUCAGGUCAUUACAUUGGCGCUCCCCAAGGUUACCACAAGGCCCCAUCCUACCUUAACCCCAGCUCCCAGUCCCCUCCAUCUUUCUCCAGCUACCCCUCCAGUCAGCCUUACUCACGGCCGUCGGACCCUCGGGGAGUUGACUCUGGUUUUUACCCUCAGCCAAGCUCCCAGCAGAGAGGACCCUUGCGGCAGGAUGUGCCCCCAUCACCCACCCCGCCGCUUCGGGGACCGCGGUACGACACCAUGACCCGUAGAACUGCUGGCGGAGGAGGUUACAGGCACCUUGUGGAUCCCAAACCAGAGCAGUUCAGCUACACUGGGGAGAGUGGACGCCAGCAACAUCAACACCAAACCAACCCAAGGCAGAAGAAUGCCAUGACAGCAGCUGUGUAGAUUCAGAAAAUCCCCAAAUCUGAUCAGUCUUUUUAAUACAAUGCUACAUUCAGUUCUCCAAUAAGAAAUGGAAAUCAAAGCUUGUCAUGGUGGAAAUCCGAUCCCUGUCAAUAUCAAACGCAAUCUGCUGUUUGAAGUAAACCCAAAAGCCAAACAAUGAAGGUUAAUUGCAGAACAUAUCUCACAAUAUCAUGUUGUUUCAAGUCAUGUUAAUUGCCUCGCUGAAGAAACUACACAAGCCGUCUGUUACUUUCAAACCAUGUCUAGUCUCACAGGAGGGAAAUAUCAGUCAAUCUGCUGACUUUGGUCACAAAUGAACCCCAUUACUGCUUCCUCACGCUCCAUCACCAGGAUCAGGAUUUAAUUGGGUCAGCUUUACGACCGAAUACUGUCACACCUAACAGCGUUACGAUUGGUAUUUUCACAUUUAAUGGAUGCAUUCGCAUAACAAAGUCUGAAACUUUCUGCACUUAACAAUUGCAUUUUGAAAUGAUAUGUAGUUUAACCACUUCUUUCAAUGUGAAUAUGAAAAAGUUUUUUUAACUUGAAUUAUCUACCUGAAUGUACGAAAACCUUUAGUCACGUAACAUGAAUCCACACGCUUUAACUGUUGUAAACAGGCCAAACCCACUGUUGUUUUCAAAGCAACAACAAAAUGAGAUUAAUACUAAAAUUAGUUGUUUUACAGCUAAUCUAAUGUACAUGCACACCAAAGUAAGAUUGCAGCAUCAUUUUUAAACUCUUACCUGAAUGUGGUAGUUGAAAAACUUUUUGUCAUAUCAGUCCAGAUACUCCAAGCACAUCUCUUUACCUGGUGAUGUGUUCAAGUGCACGAAUGAACUGAGCUGGAAAGUGCACUUAGUGUCCUCACAGCGUUUAACCACUUGCUGAAAAGUCACUUUACUCAACUAAGCGUUUUAACCUGUGGUCACAUCUAUGUUUCCUAGUUUAGCAGUAUUAAUGUAUAAAAAAAAGACCUUUUUAUGAUUAAACUUCACUGAAGCAUUUCAUUUUCGCAGCAAUUUCCUUGUCAAAAUUAGCCACACAGAGGGUACGAAUACAUCAGAGGGCAUUAAAAAAAAUAAUGAUUUAGUUUGGAAUGAAACACAGAAAUGUCACAUGGUUGUGGGAGGAAUAAACUGUUAGUGUCAAGGUUAAAUACUAUAUAGUUCUUUUCACGACAAGUAUUACUGUUAAAGGUAUGUCAGAAAAGUUCCAGGACUGGUUCGCAAUGCAUUGUUGCAAUAUAGACACCAGAAUUACAUGUCGGCUGUCAUAUUUUUAUUUUGUUUUUAUGAAUAUUUUAUCCAAUAUAUUAGUCCUUCUAAAAAAAUAAGCACAUUGUGAUAAAGUUCAUUAUUUUCUGUAAUGUACUGAUAAACAUUAGACUUUCAUAUAUUCUAGAUUCAUUACACACAACUGAAGUAGUUCAAGCCUUUUAUUGUUUUAAUAUUGAUAAUUUGGCAAAAAAGUCAAGAAAACGAAAGUUCCCCAUCUCGAAAAAUUUGCACAUCUCAUCCGACCAAUACAAAAAAGUGUUUUUUAUACAAAAAAAGUCAAACUUCAAUUAAUUAUAUCAGCAAUGCACUCAAUACUUGGUCGGGUAUCCAUUUGCAGAAAUGACUGCUUCAGUGCGGUGUGGCAUGUAGGCAAUCAGCCUGUGGACUGCUGAGGUGUUAUGGAGGCCCAGGAUGCUUCAAUAGCGGCCUCAAGCUCAUCCACUGUGUUGGGUCUGGUGUCUCUCAAUUUCCUCUUUACAAUAUCCCACAGAUUCUCUAUGGGGUUCAGGUCAGGAGAGUUGGCAGGCCAAUUGAGCACAGUAAUGCUAUUGUCAGUAAAUCAUUUACCAGUGGAUUUGGCACUGUGAGCAGGUGCCAGGUCGUGCUGAAAAAUGAAAUCUUCACCUCCAUAAAGCUUUUCAGCACAUGGAAGCAUGAAGUGCUCCAAAAUCUCCGGAUAGCUAGCUGCAUUGACCCUGUCCUUGAUAAAACACAGUAGACCAACACCAGCAGCUGACAUGGCACCCCAGACCAUCACUGACUGUGGGUACUUGAAACUGGACUUCAGGCAUUUUGGCAUUUCCUUCUCCCCAGUCUUCCUCCAAACUCUGGCACCUUGAUUUCCAAAUGACAUGCAACAUUUGCUUUCAUCUGAAAAAAGUACUUUGGAUCACUGAGCAACAGUCCAGUGCUGCUUCUCUGUAGCCCAGGUCAGGCGCUUUUGCCGCUGUUUCAGGUUCAAAAGUGGCUUGACCUGAGGAAUGCGGCACCUGUAGUCCAUUUCCAGCACACACCUGAGCACGGUGGCUCUGGAUGUUUCUACUCCAGACUCAGUCCACUGUUUCUGCAGGUCCCCCAAGGUCUGGAAUCGGCCCUUCUCCACAAUCUUUCUCAGGGUGCGGUCACCUCUUCUGGUUGUGCAGCGUUUCCUGCCACCCUUUUUCCUUCCCACAGAGGUGCCUUGAUAUAGCACUCUGGGAACAGCCUAUUCGCUCAGAAAUUUCUUUCUGUGUCUUAGCCUCAUGCUUGAGGGUGUCACUGAUGGCCUUCUGGACAGCAGUCAGGUCGGCAGUCUUGCUCAUGAUUGUGGUUUUGAGUAAUGAACCAGGCUGGGAGUUUUUAAAAGCCUCAGGAAUCUUUCGCAGGGGUUUUGAGUUAAUUCGUCGAUUCAGAUGAUUAGGUUAGUAGCUUCUUUAGAGUACCUUUUCAUGAUAUGCUAAUUUUUUGAGAUAGGGAUUUUUGUUUUUUCUUGACUUUUUUGCCAAAAUCAUCAAUAUUAAAACAAUA
Corythoichthys intestinalis (scribbled pipefish) is the source of this 6840-nucleotide messenger RNA. Its product is annotated as partitioning defective 3 homolog B-like. The transcript has 28 exons. Bases 371 to 4054 code for a protein of 1227 amino acids. Gene Ontology annotation, molecular function: protein binding; phosphatidylinositol binding. NCBI's taxonomy places the organism in Eukaryota, Metazoa, Chordata, Actinopteri, Syngnathiformes, Syngnathidae. Gene Ontology annotation, biological process: establishment or maintenance of epithelial cell apical/basal polarity; establishment of cell polarity; intracellular protein localization. Gene Ontology annotation, cellular component: cell cortex; apical junction complex; adherens junction. The record is from RefSeq and is a predicted model, not a curated record.